AUGUCCAACGACGACGAUUACCCUACACGCCCCCAUCGAGACCGAGACCAAGACCAUUCUCGCUACGGUCGCAGCACCGGCCUGCGAUUCCCGGAUGAAGACAACUACGCGUCCGACUCUCGAAGACCCGCGGCUCCUACUCCCCGACAUUCCCGCUACGACGUUUCUCCUCCACGGGCCUAUGGCUCCGACGAAUCCCGCCUUAAGAAGGACCUCGACCCUCGAGAUGCCGAGCCCAAGACCGCUUCUCGAGACCCGAAAGAUGAUCCUCCUCGCUACCGAGAAUAUCCCACCAGUGCCAGGGACAACGAUGUGAAGCCGAAGAAGUCCAACACCGCUGCUCCGAGGAGGAGAAGUUUCGACGAUGACGCCGCUGACAUCAACCCUACAACCCAUCGGCACGGACGAGACGGCGGUGGCGCGGCCUACGGUCGUUCCAAAGGCUACCGCGAGGACCUACCCGACCCGGAGCCCAUCAUGAGUGAUCGCUACGACCCUAAAAGGACCCAAGGCAGCGGGCGCAGACCCCCCGUGGACGACGAUGGUGAAUUCGAGCCAGAGCCACCGCGUCGAGCCAAAACAUAUCGAGAGCCAGACCACCACCGUCGCCGAGGGGACGAUGUCUAUGACGAUGAACCAAGGGCGUCUCGUCGCUACCGCAGCCCAGAAGAUAGACAUUCUGACCGCGACCGAGGCUACAGGUCAGACGGCCGAGAUGCCAGGCCUAGCAGCAGGAGGGAUGGUGACCGCUACGCCGACCGCAGAUAUCGCAGCAGUGGUGCAGAUGGCUACGCCUCGGAUAGAGGGCACAAGCGGUCUGACCGUGAUCGGGACCGAGACAGGGACGGUGAUCGCGACAGGAGAGAUCGUGACCGAGACCGAGACCGAGACAGACACCGUGACCGCAGCCACGAGCGCAGAAAGAAAAAGGGCUUCUCUCUUGACGACAUCGGCAAAGUUUACGAACAAAGUCAGAAGCAUUACAAGACCGUCGCCCCGCUCGUGAGCAGUCUGGCCAAAAUGUAUCUGGACAACAAGAAAUGA
Molecule: messenger RNA, 1044 nt
Organism: Capronia epimyces CBS 606.96
Lineage: Eukaryota; Fungi; Ascomycota; Eurotiomycetes; Chaetothyriales; Herpotrichiellaceae
Exons: 1
Coding region: 1-1044 (347 amino acids)
Source: RefSeq, a predicted model, not a curated record